AUGACUGAACCCAUCCAGAACAUUGGUGGUAUCAUCGAUGCCACCAUUCUCCGAGAGACGCUGGAAUCCGCGGAUGCAGCCUUGAACCCUAGUUUCGUAUCCUCACGCAGUAAAACUGUCCAAGCGAGCUUCAACAACAUGGACUCGAAUGGUCUUAUUCUGUGUCGAUACAUGGAAGAAAUCUUCCCUCCUCAUCUGUGCGUUCAAUGGCAAACUUGGUAUUGCGAGCAGAUGCUGAAACAUGGAAUCCAUCUUCAGACUGUCACAGACACGGUGGCAUGCCUCCCAGGCUCAACACAUCCGAUCCUGCUUCAAGAGACGGCGGCAAAACUCAAGAUCAUAGAUGAUUAUAUCCUGCGACAUCGCAAGUCCUUUUUUGUCCAUGCUGUCUACCUAGAUCGCUACUCCCGCGCAGAUAAUCUGCGGUUCUUCCUAUUCAUCGAUCGCCUGAUGUCCCUCAAUGCUCGCUUGAAGUGUCAGACUAUGGCUGAGUUCGUGUCAGAACUCGCUCGAGUUCAGGAACUAUCUGCCAAGUGGAUUCACGCACAACAUCCUGCCAGUUACACAUGCCCAUAUUGUCGAACCUCUUUUUCCCUAUCGACACAAGACUAUGCAGAAAUACUCAAUAUCCAAAGAGUCAUGACUGCAGGUGAACAUAUUCAAGAACGAGCUCUGCAGCAGCUUGAAAAAUUGUCUACAGAUACAAAUGACCUGAAUGAACUUUAUCGAGAUUUCAUCGAUUUCAUGGGCAACUAUUUCAGAUUUCAUAAUAAUACGAACCAAGUGCCGCUUCUGGUUGGCAAGUUUCUCACAUCCUGGCUUACGAUUCUGUCUGUUGAUAUCGAUAUUAUGCCACGCACAACCCGUCCGCAGGGUCAUCACGUGCCGGGUCCAAACGGUUCGGCCCCACCCGUUCACCUGCAAAUCCUGUCAUCGCCAGUGCCAGAAUAUACCAUAGGGCUAUCUUGUGAGAUGGAGGACCUGCUAUCAUAUUCGAUGAAUGCGCCUGCAAGUACGACCGUAUACAAACAAAUGCAAAUGCGCAUCAGAGACCUGAUUGCUGUGCACAAGUUCAGGCAAGAACACAAAAGCCCCAAGAGCCCCAAGAGCAUAUGCACCUUGAUAGAAUCAGUCGAAGAUAUCCGAGCGCUCGACCGGAGAUAUUUCCCACCUUCCAAAGGCCCAUCGCGACUCCAAAACUUGACUGACAACGAAGUUCAUAAGCAGGCUGGCCAGGCACAAGACUGGCUGUUCGACCUCUUAGACUAUCACAAUAUGGUAUUUGACCGAGCGCAUCAUCUACGAACGUUCAGGUCUGCAAUAGGAAAGGAGAUGGCCGGCCAGCAAGAACGCUGGUCAGAGAAGGAGCGUCUUUACAUGGCUUUGACCGAUCCUACCAUUUCGUCACCAGGAUACAGACUGAAAUUUGCACAUAUUUUGGUGCUGCAAUUGAACCUUGCGGAGCGCCUGCAAGAUGUUAGCAAUUUUAUAUCAGUGCGUAUGGAGCGUAUCCAACAUGCGAAGGAGUUAGAUUCCGAUUUGGGCAGCACACAAAAAGCCAUUGUCGACAAGAUCACUUCCAUUAAAGUCGACCACUUUGCGUGUGCUGUCCCACUUUCAUCUCUCCAGCCUUCUGCUGGUGCCUCCAUGGUUGAUCAAAAUGCUGGAUCUUGUCCCGUCUGCCAGAACUCUUACACUGAUCUGUCAAAGUUCAAAAUCCAGGAUCUGAUUGCUGACUACCCUGUUCGUAUUAAGUACUGUGGACACAUCUUAGGGAAGUGCUGUCUCGAGCAGUGGAUGGUCACACGGAAGAUCGACCCGGCCAAAUACCCGCACCGAACUUGUCCGCUUUGUCGGGUACAACUCGAAGGCGUACGAGCACCUCCAAUGCCUCGCUUAUUGAAACAGCAUCUGAAGAGCGACCGCCGGGCCAUGGAAACUGUGCAAGACCUAAAGUAUGGCUUUGAAUUGGAACCUGAAGAUUGUCAUGACGCUGUUGCUGCCUGCUUAAGCAUGAGCAUCGCAUGCAAUGAGCUGUUGGCCAUGAUCCGUGGUCAGAAGAGUGAUGAACGCAACGCAAGCUCUGAUGAAGAUGAGAAGAUAUUGGUUGAGAGGCUCGAAGAAGUCAAAAAGGAAAUGAGAGCUUGGGGAUUCAGAGGAAAAGCUGCAUGGAAGGACAUCUGUAAAGAGUGGAGGGAUAGUGGUGUCAAAGAGCUGGGUAAUAGAGUACAAGAAGUGUACAAGGAAUUGGUUUACCGCUUGCGCACACAGUCCAUUGAGGCUGAGUGCAUCAAACUUCCCAAACCCAGGGCUUUGGAACAGCGGGCAGUCGAGCCAUUGGUUUCACUUGAUUUGAGAAAUGAUGUCAUGACGAUGAUGUCGCGUGUGCGCUUGUCGCCACAUCUUUUUUGCUGGGCGGCGCUUCGGCUUGGCAAAUAA
Molecule: messenger RNA, 2439 nt
Organism: Plenodomus lingam JN3
Lineage: Eukaryota; Fungi; Ascomycota; Dothideomycetes; Pleosporales; Leptosphaeriaceae
Source: RefSeq, a predicted model, not a curated record